CAUGAAAACGGAAUCUCAAGUUCUCAGCCACCCAACCCGCACAAUUUGGUGCCAAAUAGAAAAAUCACUCGCAAUCCCUCAAACGUCGUUGUCUUCCUCCCGCGAGGAAAAGAUUUGGAAUUUGAGGUACGCAAUGGCGCCGGAGGCAGAGAUUACCAAAGACAGAAUCCUUCUUUCUGAAAAAAGAAGUGGGGGGCAACGAGGGAAAAGGGAACUCCACAAAUAGCCCAAUCGAAUCCGAUUCACUCAUCUCUAAUCACAAUCACAACUACACUUUACUCUCUUCCAUUGACUCUUCCUCCCCCCUCAAACCUCCCUCUCCCUCUUUCUCCGCCAACAAAGCUGCUUCGCCAGAAGAGGAAAUGUUUGGAUUUGGUCUCAGUUGAGAAAAAAAGGGUUCUUCUCGAUUCACCCCAAACCGCGGUCAGAUUUAGAGAAAAUGGCGAUCGCAGUCUGUGUGCUGGAACGAACAGUUGUUGUUGCUCCCACCGCUGCUGCUUAUUCAAUGCGGAACUGGUUCUUUGGGUUGCUGGAGAGGCACUGAGAGUGUGAAUUGUGGGACUUUUUUUCACUGACCCUCUUUUGUUUUCUUCUUGCUUGGCGUUUUUCAUCUUCGAACAGUUGCCGGGUUGAGGGGAAAGGUCGCUUCUUUACAUUCUAUAUUAUAUUUCCUCUCGUUUUUUCCCCCGGGAAAUAAAAUAAAGGGAAAACCCAGAAGAAGAAAAAAAAAAGAUGAUUACAUCUGGGAUGAAUUUGGUGAUGACAGUGAUUGGAUUUGCAAUGAGCACUAUGUUCAUAGUUUUUGUUUGCACCCGUCUUGUCUGCGCUCGAAUUCACUUGAAUGCAGCUCGCCGCUCCUUCCCCGUUGCUUCCAGAUCCGAUCUCAACAUUUUGGAGAGAGGGUAUCAUCGUGGCAUUGAGCCUGUAGUUGUGGCUAACUUCCCAACCAAGGAGUACAACAACGAGUUGUUCUCUGCCACUGAAGACGCGCAAUGCUCGAUUUGUCUUGCAGAAUAUCACCAGGGCGACGUCCUGCGCAUCCUUCCAUACUGCGGGCACUCCUUCCACGUCACCUGCAUCGACAUAUGGCUGCAGCAGCACUCCACGUGCCCCGUAUGUCGAAUAUCACUGCACGAGUUCGUCGAGAGAAAACGGGCAAUGCAGCAGCCGUUGUUCAGCUCGGCGAUCCGCUCCCAGGAUUGGAGGAUAGAGGUGGCCUUCGAAGUCCAUCCUCACAGCUGUUUGUAUACUGAACAUAGGUAUCCCUCGAACCACAACGACAGCAGCGGGGCAGAGUCAAACCACAACCACAACAACGACAACGACAACAACGAGAGCCACCGGGCCUCUGACUGCGAUGAAGCCAAAGCUGGGGAGACUCUGUUGUCCCCAUUAGUCGAGGAAAACUGUGGAUCCAAGUACGUGGGAAGCAAGCAUGUAGAGAGCCCAUCAAAUCCUUGACGACGUAUGAUGAUUUACUCCGACACUGGAGUGGGGAUUAUAUGCAGUUCCAGCAGAGCUGAAACUCCCUCACAAAAUCUGACACAAGAGAAUCAAAGGAACAAAACAAUUGCCGUGGAAUUUUGUGAGGGGAGUUCCAAUGUGUGAUAGAAAUUUGUAUAUAUGUAAAGGGUGAGA
Molecule: messenger RNA, 1638 nt
Organism: Linum tenue
Lineage: Eukaryota; Viridiplantae; Streptophyta; Magnoliopsida; Malpighiales; Linaceae
Source: the annotation of a GenBank genome assembly